Messenger RNA from Cottoperca gobio, 1598 nucleotides. It is a transcript of the gene pigh, whose product is annotated as phosphatidylinositol glycan anchor biosynthesis, class H. Gene Ontology annotation, cellular component: glycosylphosphatidylinositol-N-acetylglucosaminyltransferase (GPI-GnT) complex. Bases 583 to 1128 code for a protein of 181 amino acids. NCBI's taxonomy places the organism in Eukaryota, Metazoa, Chordata, Actinopteri, Perciformes, Bovichtidae. The record is from RefSeq and is a predicted model, not a curated record. The transcript has 4 exons. Gene Ontology annotation, biological process: GPI anchor biosynthetic process.
GCUUUGCACCUUCCAGCACUGUUUGAAAGUGGACACUAGUGUCCUCUUUUUUUUGUAAUCGGCGUACACCGAAGUUUACACAGUGAGACGGAUACAGCGACUGAUAAUGACUCAAACCAUGUUAAUAUCAAUUCCUGCGUCAUUUCAGUUUUAUUACAAAGUGUAGUAAAUAUUUAAAUGCCACUGGUACAAUACGCAGAGCGACAGUGCCCGUCCCGUACUUUAUACUAGUUACUCUACAGCAACAUCCAACCCGGACAACCCGGUGUGAAGUAACGAGUGUACCUAAUGUGAUCAUUGAUUUUAGCAUCAAUACAGUUGAAUUUAUCCUGGGAAUAUUUCGUUAUUUUGCCGUCGUGUUUUUUGUUAUAUCUUAUUUAUCUGGAGAUACUUCGUCGUAUGUUUGCAUUCACAUUAUCCCUUCAAAGAAAGCACCACUUUCUGUCUUUAUAUGCGACUGACCUUGCCUGUUUACAGCAUAGCCAAAACUAGCUCAAUGCUAACCUGUCGUCAGUGUUAGCUGGCUAGCUCCCUGUUUCAGAGAGUUCGCUUUUUCUUAAUCUCCCUGUUUUUGUUGCGUUCAUGAUGGAAGAUGAAGCCUUCACUGACAUUAGUGGCAAAGCCAUAUCUCUGGACUGUCAGAAUCACUCCAGCCUUUGCAAGGAGUUCAUUGUCAGCGUCCCCAAAGUGUCCAUCGGGAAGGUGAUGGUGUACACCUGCUGUGUUUGGCUUUUGGCAUAUGCUGUGUUCGUCUUCACAGAGAACACAGCUGUUCUGUCCAGUGCUAUAUUCGUCACCCUGGUUGGCAUGAUGCUUCACAUCCACUUUGUGAAGGUAGACCACGAGACCCUGCUUGUCAUCGGCUCCUUAGGCAUACAGCUGUCCUCCAGCUACGCCUCGGGCCGCGAGACCACCACAUUCAUUGAGAUGAGCAAGAUCAAGGAUAUUGUCAUCAAUGAAGCUAUUUACAUGCACCAAAUCAUCUACUACCUUUGUGUGCUGUUGAAGGACCCUUCAGAACCUAAUGCAGUGUCAAGUGUUGUGCCAUUGUUUCAGAGUUCAAAGCCAAGGCUGAACUGCUUGGUGAAAGUGUAUAAAAGCUGUCAGGAGAUUCUUUCAAAGUGCUGAUGCCACAAAGGACAAACAUUAGCAAUGUUUCUGGUCAUGCUGUACGUUUUUAAUAUUGCUUUGCUCAAGUAAUAUUCUUUCCGAUGGAUGAAAGCAAAAAGCAGCCAGUGUUUCCUUUACUUACCUGUAUGAAUGUGACUGUAAUCUGUUGAAUACAAAAACAAGUGCUGCCAUGUUUUAAACACCAAUAUUAGUUAAUAGUGACUUUAUGUUGUACUCUGUUGUGUAGUUACUUGAAUAAUCUGUGAAAAAUGGCAUUAGACUACUUGUAUAAGUAUAAAGAGCCAAACCUUUUUAACUGACGUAUUAAAAGAUAGAAAUGACCUUUAACAAUUUAGCAUUUUUACUUAUUAUACAUUUACAUUGUAAUUGAUUAAUUAUGCCAAUGUCUGUGUUUUACAAGCAUUCUUACUGUAUUUUUGAUAAAAAAUAAAAUUGCUAAAAUAUAACAAAUAAAUAUUGUAUAAUGA